Molecule: messenger RNA, 4953 nt
Organism: Penicillium atrosanguineum
Lineage: Eukaryota; Fungi; Ascomycota; Eurotiomycetes; Eurotiales; Aspergillaceae
Exons: 10
Coding region: 1-4953 (1650 amino acids)
Biological process (GO): carbohydrate metabolic process; N-glycan processing
Cellular component (GO): endoplasmic reticulum; Golgi membrane
Molecular function (GO): mannosyl-oligosaccharide 1,2-alpha-mannosidase activity; calcium ion binding
Source: RefSeq, a predicted model, not a curated record
AUGUUUCGCGCCCGUCGCUACCGCAUUCUGCUCGCAUUUGCGGCGGCCUUUGUAUUGACCUUUCUCCAUUUCUCCCGGUCGCGCGACUGGAAUUACACCGUGAUCGAAGACCCCGCCAGGACCCCCUCGUCUGACCCUGUGUACCCAAAUACUCGUCCGAAGACGAAGCCACUUUCUACCCCUGCAGAGGAGAGCAAGUAUUCCCCUCCCCCGCCCGACUACGGCUCCAGCUCGUCCGCCGAGACCUACCCGAUUGUCGGCUCGGAAGAUUCGUCAAAGACCGAUAGCAGUAAGCCAUUGGGAGCUGGUUCGAAUAGCAAUGCGGUCGAGAACGUUCCCAGCAAGAUCAACUCGGAUGAUACCAUAAAGGCCAGUGCCGACGGCGUCGACAAGCAGUCACCUUCGAAACCAGAUGGUGGAUCCACGAGCUCAGGGAGCUCGCUCUUCUCGCAGGUCGAGGAGAUUGAUCAUGGAGGCACAGGCAGAGUCUCGGUCGUGCACCCUGAGAAGGGUGUGUCGAGACAUUGGCAGAAGUUCCCUGAAAAGUUCCCUGUUCCCGCGAGCGAGCUGAUCAAGCUGCCAAAGGAGCGCGCCAAGGCCAUACCCAAGCUGCAGGCAAAGUUCAAGGAUGAAUCGACAAUUGACAAGCAGGAGCGGCUGCAGCAACUGAGCGCCGUCAAGGCGGAGUUCAAGCACGCAUGGGCUGGAUAUAAAAAGAUUGCCAUGGGUCACGACGAGGUCAAGCCUUUGACUGCUGAAAUUGAUGAUCCCUUCAAUGGCUGGGGUGCGACCCUAGUGGAUUCUCUCGAUACCCUCUGGAUCAUGGAGUUGAAGGAUGAAUUCUCCGAGGCUGUAGAUGCCAUCAAGAAGAUUGACUUUACCACCUCAGCCAGAGAGGAUAUACCAAUAUUCGAAACUGUGAUCCGGUACUUGGGAGGUUUGAUUGGUGCUUAUGAUAUCUCAGGCCAAAGAUACUCCGAGCUGUUGGAAAAGGCAGAGGAACUUGCCGAGAUUUUGAUUGGCGCCUUUGAUACUCCCAAUCGCAUGCCGGUUCUAUAUUACCGCUGGACCCCGGACCACGUUGGCCGGCCUCACCGAGCCUCGGCCAAGGCUGCUCUGGCAGAAAUUGGAUCAUUGUCGUUGGAGUUUACCCGUUUAGCGCAAUUGACCAAGGAAGACAAAUACUAUGAUGCGAUUGCUCGUAUCACGAAUGAAUUGGAGCGGCUGCAAGAUAAAACUAAUAUCCCGGGCUUGUGGCCUCUCCACGUCAAUGCGCAAGGCUGUGCUAGGUACACCCCCAGCCGUGACAUUGGUACCCCCACGCGCCAGGAAAGUCGCCGAAAGAUAAACGCUACAUCUUCUACGACCUCUGCCACAACCGCCGAAAAUACAACAGCCACCCGAAAGCCGGUCGCUGUGCCGACUGACCUUGAGAGUUACCUACGGUUGAUUCAGCGUGAUGGCUUCAUCGACUAUCCCCAGUCUGAGCCUGCGGUCUACAGCCACAGCGGAAAUCAAGCAGAAGAUUUCACGACUACAGACAAGUGUAACGGCGGAUUGGAGCUGCCCCUCUCACAGCGCGAUAACAAGUACGGCUUGGGAGCCUUGGCCGAUUCGACAUACGAGUAUCUGCCCAAGGAGCAUUUGCUGUUGGGUGGCGUGAAUGAGCAGUACAAGAAUAUGUAUAAGAAGGCGAUGGACGCUGCCCGCAAGACUCUUCUCUUCCGACCUAUGAUGAAGGGUGAACGCGACCUUCGCUUCAUGGCAUCUACGAGCUCUCUGAAUCCCGAGACUAAGGAGUUACCUCUUCCUACUCAAAUGGUAUACGAAUGGUCCCAUCUACACUGUUUCCUCGGAGGUAUGGUGGCUGUUGGAUCCAAGGCCUUUGGCAUUGAAAGCGACAUGGAAAUUGCUUACAAACUGACUGACGCCUGUGUCUGGGCCUACGAGGCGACAAACACCGGACUUAUGCCGGAAAGAUUCAGAGUUCUGCCCUGCGACAAGGAUAAGUCCUGUGAAUGGGACGAAGUUCGUUAUGAAAAGGAAGCGCAGCGCUCCUCUUCCGUUCUUGAUGCCGAGGCGCAAGCCCGCUUCCGCACUGGCGAGAGUGCAUACGGACAGCGCGUCAAGAUGAACGACGAAAACAAGCCACAGGAUCUUAGCGAGAGUGCCAUGUCUGUUCCUCUUCCCAUGCCAGGUUCCAUGAACCCACAUGACGAGGACCCGUUAUACAAACGUGAUUCCUUUGGAGUCGGGAGAACAGCCCCGAGUCCAUCCCCUCUACCCGGGGCUGUCGCCGACGGUGAAAGUCUUGAGAACCGCGAUGCGCCUCAUCAAUCGCCUCGCCUCCCCCAGUCGCCGGCCUUGUCGCAGGCGGAGGGCAAUGAGCGACACGACCGUACCCCGGUCGGCAUGACGAGCAUUCUGGCACCGGAGUACUUCCUCCGCCCUGAAGCCAUCGAGUCGGUGUUCAUCAUGUUCCGCCUGACGGGCGACAGUUACUGGCGAAUCAAAGGGUGGAAGAUGUUCGAGGCUAUCGCGAAACACACACGUAGCGAGCUUGCGCAUGCGGCAGUCAAGGACGUCACAUCUCAGAAGCCUACCCAGAAAGACACGAUGGAGUCAUUCUGGCUAGCAGAGACACUAAAGUACUUCUACCUGCUCUUCAGUGAUCCUAGCGUGGUGGAUUUGGAUAAAUACGUAUUCGCCCGAUUUCAUGAGUUAUAUCUCCGGUGGGAAAUGGAGCCCGAGGUUUUGGAGCCGGAGCAGUUCUGGAAUGAACUCCAAGAAAUCGUCUCCAAGCCCUGCGAAUCCGAAGAUAGCAUUGACGACGCUCUGCGAGAGUACCUGAGCUUUUCGACCCAGUACAAAGAUGACUUCCUCGGUGCAGACUACGACAUUUCCCGCUGCUCGUAUAAACUAUUCGCGUCAAGCAUUUUCGCUGCACACGCGGAUUAUGUCCGGAGACAGAUUAUCUACGGUCUCUUGCAGGAAGACGAUCCGAAUACUCUCCAUCUGAUUGUGUCGUUUCUUCUCUUCGACGGUCGGCAAAAUGAUUUGGCGCUGCAGAUGAUGAAUGAGGAGGGUGCGUUUGCGCGACUGCUCGAGUUGAUUCAGGCGUUGCGGAAGGAGGAAAUGGACGGCGGGGCGGGUCUCCACCGGCUGUUGAUGGACUUGUUAUACGAGAUGUCCAGGAUACAGCGUGUGAAGAUCGAAGAUUUGGUGCUUGUCGAUGACGAUUUUAUUCGAUGUCUAUUUGACAUUAUCGAGGAUUUGUCCUUCGAUGUCACGGAUCCAUAUCACUACCCUGUGAUCCGAGUUUUGCUGGUAUUGAAUGAACAAUUCAUGAUAUCGGCUCACAACCCGGUGGAUAAAGAUUCUUCUUCAGGUCAAUUGACCAACAAGGUCAUCAAGAUAUUGUCGGCAUACGGAGGCUUGUACAAAACCUUUGGCGAGAAUAUCAUUCUGCUCAUCAACCGUGAAGCGGAAACCUCGUUGCAAUUGCUAACGCUCAAGCUUCUCUACUUAAUUUUCACUACUCCAAGCACCUAUGAAUACUUCUUCACUAAUGAUCUCCACGUGCUGGUGGAUAUUUUGAUACGCAAUCUUCUGGACUUGCCUGAAGAAGCCGCUGCGUUGCGACAUACCUAUUUACGCGUUCUUUAUCCGCUCCUGGCACAUACUCAGCUUCGACAGCCGCCACAUUACAAGAGACAUGAGUUGAGGAGGUUGUUGAACAUUCUCGUCCGGGGCCAGGUCUCAUAUGGCAGCGAAUCCGAACAGGCGAAGAUGCUUCACUUCGAAGAAGUUGAUGACACCACCCGACGCCUUGUUGCUAGAUGUGCAACGGUUGAGUGGUUAAGAGAUCCGGAUCAACCAGAUCAGGCGCCCACUCAGGAUACUCCUACCCAAGCGGUCACUGCUACGAUUGAUACAGUUCUCGACCAGGCCAUUCAGGAGUCUCCUAUAGAUAUCGGAGAAUCACUCCAUGUAACUCGCACCAUGUCGCGUGAUAGCAGUGUCCCAGACUCGCCUGGUACCUCAUCACCUACGAGAAUGGACUCGAUGGACUCUCGAUGCUCUUCAGAGGCGCCAAUAUCACGCCGACUCAGCGCUGUGCAACGGCUCGGCAUGCAUGAGCCGGCAUCUGCAUCUUCUCUCAGCGUUCAAGCUGUUGCGUCAUUGCAUGAAAAGCCUGGAAUCAUUACGCCAAGCCGCAAAGAUGGCCAUGCUGCCAACAGUCUUUCUGGCGAUACACCGAUCAUCCGCCUACCCAAGGUCAAACCUGAGCCUCCCAAAGCUCGACGUUGGCGAGGCCGGCGCAUGGCAGCCGAUGACGAAGAUCAGCAACACUCUGCAGGUACCAGCAGUGACCGCAAUACAAUCCCCGAAGGCGUAGAAGUCAGCCCUACGUCCACGCACACGGCCCCAACACCAAGUCCUACAACUCCCUCAUCUCGUGCGCCUCCCGGGGAACGGCGCAACUCCACCACCACCUCACACCUCGUACCUCCAGUCCCAGCACACUCUCGUCGCUCCGUAUCAAACCCACCCCCGGCUGUCCCUCCUCCCCGGCGCUCAGCCCCAACCACACCUUCAUCCAGCCAUCACCGUGCGAUACCGCCAGCCGGAGCAGGGAAGCACGGACAGAAGCCCCUUCCGCCCAAGACACGGCGCUGGGGCCGCGGCAAGCAGCAUUCGCAGACCGAUUCUAUCGAGAGCGGGACAAGCAGCGGCAGCCUGACUAGAGAGAACGAAGCAGAGGCUGUGGCCAUGAGCACACUACCCCGGACCCAACAAUCGCAAUCCCCAGACGACGGUGCACUCUCCGACCCAUUCUCGCCGACUUCUCCCACAUCGCCAACACUACUAGUGUCUCCAUCUGAGCAGACAGAAGAGGGCAACGCACCGUUGAGCGUGGAAGAGGCAGUGCAGAAUGUAUCCCUCCACUAG